Messenger RNA from Wyeomyia smithii (pitcher-plant mosquito), 1036 nucleotides. RefSeq names its product basic helix-loop-helix transcription factor amos (gene Fer2). The coding region runs from base 88 to 801 and encodes 237 amino acids. The record is from RefSeq and is a predicted model, not a curated record. Gene Ontology annotation, molecular function: protein dimerization activity; RNA polymerase II transcription regulatory region sequence-specific DNA binding; DNA-binding transcription factor activity, RNA polymerase II-specific. NCBI's taxonomy places the organism in Eukaryota, Metazoa, Arthropoda, Insecta, Diptera, Culicidae. Gene Ontology annotation, biological process: regulation of transcription by RNA polymerase II; developmental process. The transcript is spliced from 5 exons.
GCUUUCGGUAGCAACCAUCCGGCUUUCGGAAUAGUUUCUGGGAAGUGAAAGUGUAAUUCGAAGAAGAAAGUUUUGUUUCCAGUUAACAUGGAUAAAAUAUGCCGAAGUCAGUUACCAGAUUCAUCCUCAUCACCCCCGCUUAGUGGCUUGAAUUUCCAUAGCUUUGACGAGGAUCUCAUCUCGGAUUUACCGUCGUGUGUUUAUGCAAACCAUCAGCUGGGCGCAGCGACGGCUACCAAUGCCAGUGCCGCCAAUCUGAGAUUGAACACCAGCGGUUUGCGGCAAAUUCAGCAUCAAUAUCUACAUCAUAAUGAUUGUCUGGAUACACCAGGACCUGCAAGUGCUGCUCUCUCAACAUCAAUUGGACAUCCGUACAACACUGCACCGUACAAAAUCCAGCGACAGCAAACUAGCGUACGCGAACGAAAGAGGGUACUGCGGUCUGCUCCCAACGGCAGCAUAAACUCAGCGUUUGACGAGCUUCGAGUUCACGUACCAACCUUUCCGUACGAGAAACGUCUAAGCAAAAUUGAUACACUCCGGUUGGCGAUUGCGUACAUCGCUCUGCUGCGGGAAGUCCUGGAAGCCGACUACGACCCUCUAACGUACGUGGAAAAAUGCCUCCGCGGGGAGAUCAAAGCAGACCACGCCCACUGGAAUACGAGUGAUCUAACUGCACGUCUGUCGUGGAUCAAUUGGGAGAAUUUGGGUGUUCACCCAGGACGCCGUACUAUACUAACGUCACUUGCACUUGGAUCGUCGGAUAAUUUAGGCUGCGGUCCACCACCUCAUCUGAUUUAAUUCAAGUGAUUGAACUCAAACAACAUAAGCUGUAUACUCCGCGUUAUGUCUUCCGUUGCAAAUGCUCUAGUCUCUAUGUUAGUGUAAAAACUGACCUAGCAUAAUUAUUUCAUUUUAGUUUAGUUGUGAUAUUGUUCGUAAGCAAAAGCAGUAAUUUUUUUGUUCCAUGCCAAAAUUGUAUUGUGAUCUAAGCAAUGCUUGAAACAUCAAAUCAAUAAAUAUCAAACAACAUAGC